AUGGACCCACGAAAAAACCGAAGCACCCCAAGAAAAUGUGGGACUUGGAUUACGGAUGGGAAAUCGAUUAUUAUUGAUGCAACGCUAGCCACCAAUGUAACCAAACUCCAGGAGAAAAUCCUUAACGACCUCUCUUGGAAUGUGAAGUUGAAACUCCUGAACGAGUAUCCGUCUUCGAAGCCGUCUGGAGGCUCACCGGUGCUCAGGAACGCGAUCAGUGAUGCUCUAAUGAAGAAACAAGGUCCAAACGUGAUAGACAGGCGAGUCGGCAUCGCCGCGCUGAUCCAAAGGAGACAGGACGAAGGAACUCAACAUCCUGAUCCGGAGUCGGACGAGAACACAAUGCGUUUGAAACUAUUCAGGCUGAUGUAUGAAACGGUCCGAGAUAGCGACAUGAAAGCGAACAAAGCCGUGCAGAUCCGACAGCAGUAUCAGAACUCGACGCCCUUCGAAGUUGGAUACCUAAUAGGCGAUAUUACAGAUAAAUACAAUGUAAUGAUCGACAUAGCGGCUACUUUAAAACGAUUGUAUAGGGAGUGGAAGCCGCUCGAGCAUAUAAAUGCAUACGAACAGAUAGCCAGUCAAGCGAUCGAGAUAAGCCAUCUAAUUGACAUGGCCAAAUACGUGAGCAAGCGUAAGCAACGGCUUUAA
Bombyx mandarina (wild silkworm) is the source of this 651-nucleotide messenger RNA. RefSeq lists its product as uncharacterized. The record is from RefSeq and is a predicted model, not a curated record. NCBI's taxonomy places the organism in Eukaryota, Metazoa, Arthropoda, Insecta, Lepidoptera, Bombycidae.